AUGAUGAGGACAAACCAUUCUCUCGUUACUCAGUUCGUCAUUGUAGGCUUUCCAGAUCUCGAUGAGAUGCAAGGUCUUCUCUUUGCUAUGCUGAGUGUUAUCUACAUGUUUACGAUAAGUGGCAACUUCACAAUAAUCACUCUUAUAAGCACUCAUCGUCAUCUCCAUGUCCCACUCUACUUCUUUGUUGCCAUUCUUUCCUUCCUGGAGAUUUGGUAUACAGCUGUCACGAUACCCAAAAUGCUUACUAAUCUACUGAAUGAGAAAGUAAUCUCCUAUGUUGGAUGUCUGCUACAAAUCUAUUUCCUACACUGUCUAGGUAUCACUGAGACCUACCUUUUAACAGCAAUGGCGUUUGAUCGCUACAUGGCCAUAUGUAACCCUUUAAGGUAUCCAUCCAUAAUGACCACCACAUGUUGUCUACAGCUAGCUGCCUGUUGUUGGGUCACAGGUUUCCUUGGACCCCUAACUCAAAUUAUCUUGCUUUCCACUCUGUCCUUCUGUGGGUCAAACAAGAUAGAGCACAUCUUCUGUGACUUCACACCUCUGAUGAACUUGGCAUGUUCUGACACCUCGCUCAACGUCAACGUAGACUUUGCCAUCAAUUCAUUCCUCCUAUUCAUUGCCUUCUUCUGCAUCAUCCUUUCUUACAUCAAAAUCAUAUCAGCUGUAUUAAAAAUAAGCACAAGUGAAGGGCGGAAAAAAGCCUUUUCUACUUGCGGUGCUCACCUUACGGUUGUUCUACUGUUUUUCGGUAGCGUGGCUUUCAUGUACGUUAGGUUAACAAACACCUACCCUGCCAAUUACGAUCGAGUGAUGGCCGUUAUGUACUCUGUUCUGACACCAAUGUGUAAUCCAAUCAUAUAUAGCCUAAGAAACAGAGAGAUAAGAGAACUACUCGGGAAAAAGCUAUUAAAAUCUCUUCAUGGCUCAUAA
Messenger RNA from Spea bombifrons (plains spadefoot toad), 936 nucleotides. Its product is annotated as olfactory receptor 6N2-like. The coding region runs from base 1 to 936 and encodes 311 amino acids. The record is from RefSeq and is a predicted model, not a curated record. Lineage: Eukaryota; Metazoa; Chordata; Amphibia; Anura; Pelobatidae. Gene Ontology annotation, biological process: G protein-coupled receptor signaling pathway. Gene Ontology annotation, cellular component: membrane. Gene Ontology annotation, molecular function: G protein-coupled receptor activity; olfactory receptor activity. The transcript has a single exon.